AUGGUCUUGACAGUGCAUAAUUAUGAGAAGGACAGCGUUGACAAAUGCAUUGAAUCGUUAAGAAAGGAGUCAAUGAAUAACUUUUCCGAAUUAGAACUGAUACGGUCUUCGAGCCUCAAGGCGAUUGCACUUGCUUCAAAACAAAGUCUGAGCAAUUCGAGAGAUCAUCUGAAAGAGAUUUUCACGCAGACUGAGAAAUUGUACAACGCGUUGGAAUCGUUAGCCACUUUUAAAAGAAAAAUAUCAAGAGAAGGAUUACGCAUUUUUCAAAACGUGGCGAAAAUGCAAAUGAAAAUGGUUGAAAUUAAGAGCAAUAUGAAAAACUUCAUGAAAGAUAACUCGUCCGGAGUUUCAGCAGGGCUGAUCUCCAAUACAGAUGACACCCCGCGUGAGCAGGACUCAAUAGCAAAAGUAAGACAGGCAGAGAAUUUGCUUUCUAUGACGGUUGAUUUGCCGUUGCUUUUCGGGUUCAUGUUGAUAGAACAGAGAAGACAAUACGAGUGGUUUGACUUUUUCACUAAAGGUGUUGUUAGCAAUGUGUCAGAACAGUUAAUGAUUAUUAUUGAUCAUGAGAAAAUGUUUCAAAAGCUUUGGAUCAAGAAAUUUGGAGCUUUCAUAAAAUUGCUCAAUGUCAAGAAUGAUGCGAGAGUCCACGUACCGUCAGUUGAAGUCUCGUUGUCAAAUGGGUAUUCCGAGGCCAUGAAAGGCUCCACCCUUGCAUUUCUUGGAGACUUGGUGAUAGAGAGAGAUGAUAUUGCUCAUUACAUUGAGAGUAUCAAGACCCAUAAAUUCACCAACAGUUCGAAAUUUGCCUCUCUUCUUGCGAAGAACUUUAAAGAUUUAAUGAUUUCUACAGAUAACUUGAAAAAAGUCACAAGGGUUGUUUCCUCCCUUGGCUCCAUGACAUCCGUUAAUCCCAUUGAGACGAAUCUGAUGGUCCUAAGAAACUACCAAGAAGGACUGAAGGAGUUCGAGCAAGAUCAUGAAAUUAAUUUGGUUAAAGACCUUAGGCAGAGAAUUAGAAAACUCGAGGACCUACUUCAUCAACAGCAAUACUCGAAUCUCUCCAACUGGCCCGUAAUUAAGAGCCAAGGGGUUAAAAUUAGCGACGCUAAUAAUAUGAGUAUGCUUCUCACAUCUCAUCCUUCGCCUAUGACUUCUGAUCCCACCAAGUUUUUGAAGGAAAAGUCAAAGAAUUCAUCUAUCGAGGAAAAGAGAGAGAUGAAAGCAAAACCCCUCGACGCCUCGACUACCAUUGAUAAGCACUUAGAUAACAUUAGACUAAAAAAGGAGAAUAACGAGUUGAAAAACUCGAAUAAACAACUCCAUGAGUCGAAUCUCAUCUUGAAGGAACAAAUUUCAAAGUUGCAAGAGUCUUUGAGGUUGGAACAGCAGAAGAAUGAAAAUCUUCUGUCGCAGUAUGAGAAAAAAUUAUCCGAGGUUCAGUCUUACGCCACGGAGCUCAAAGAGUCCAACGUAAAUGAAGCUCAAAAAAUUCGGGAGGAACAUAAUGCAAUGGUAACUCAAUUGGCAAAAGAUAAAAAUGAAUUGAAGUCUAAAGUGAAUGAAUUGGAAUCGAAGAACCGUACUUUGGAAAAUAAUGCAUCCAGUAAUCGUGACCUUGAACAAGAAAUAUCUGACCUCACCGCUGAACUUAGCGACUUGAGGAUAUUCAAAACAGAAUUGUACUCGAAUAUGCAAGCAAAAAGUGCUGAAUUUACGAACGAAAGGAAUGAGCUUGAGAAGAAAAUUAAGGAUCUCAUAUCGCAGCUCGAAAGACUGACAGAUGACUAUGAGAAUUUGAUGGAGAUCACACAAGCUAAAGAGCGGCACUUUGAGGCUACUAUUGCUAGUGCAACGGACGUCAUCAAACAAUUAUUUUUGAGAGUAAUUCAGCUUAUGCGCAGAUGCUAUAAAUUUGUGGAGGAAUUUUCUUUGGUUUUGGAAUCCAUGGGUCUUCUUUUAAUCGAAGAGCAAAAUGCUGAAACUAAGAAAAUGGAAUACAGAAUAAAACGGGUCAAAGGCUUAAAGGCAAAGAAAGCCGAUCAUGGUGAAAAUGCUCUAAUCACAGAAUCCAAGCUGCAUGGCAUCCAUUCGUUGGUAGUUGAAGAGAUUGCAAAAUCUAUGAAAUGGGUAGAAUCUAUCGGAGUGUCUUUUGAAGAUGAUACUGGCGACGAGACGAUGAAAGACGAAAUUAUUAACGAGUAUGAAAAGGAAGCGACCCGAUUAUCUCACUUAUUCGAGAAAUAUUUUUCAGAUUCAGAAGACCGCUUGUCUCCCUUCGCUGCAUUCUUUAAUACAAUAUCGUUUGAUGAAAACGUACAAUUACACGCAUUAGAAACAGAUACUGUGGAAAUCAACAAGAUGUUCUUCCUCAACUCUAUUGCGAAGAGAUUCAACGAUGUCGAAGGAUUUGCGAAGAAGUUAACGAAAGAAAUCAAGUCCAAAACUCAAGAAAAGUCUGUGGACGGAGCCAAGAAACGGAUAGCAGUCAACAACUUCUCAGAAGGCGAUUUGGUCCUCUUCCUUCCAACCAGAAUCGAUGACGGCUUGGCAAUUGAAAACGAAGAUAUUCCAAUACCGUGGACAGCCUUCAACUUAGAUGCCCCUCAUUAUUUUUUGGAUAUAAGCACUAAGACUAAUAUUGGGAAUGAGGAGUGGUACGUUGGUCGAAUAAUCAGUAUGGAGGAACGUCUUGUCACAGACGAGAACGCCCAAGACAAGGAUGAAAAUCCGUAUCACUUGAGCGCAGGAACUUCUUGGUACAUGGUGCAGACGAAAUAG
Molecule: messenger RNA, 2784 nt
Organism: Clavispora lusitaniae ATCC 42720
Lineage: Eukaryota; Fungi; Ascomycota; Pichiomycetes; Serinales; Metschnikowiaceae
Product: autophagy protein
Biological process (GO): reticulophagy; autophagy of mitochondrion; positive regulation of protein phosphorylation
Cellular component (GO): phagophore assembly site membrane; Atg1/ULK1 kinase complex
Molecular function (GO): molecular adaptor activity; protein kinase binding
Source: RefSeq, a predicted model, not a curated record